Solanum lycopersicum (tomato) is the source of this 1734-nucleotide messenger RNA. Its product is annotated as UDP-glycosyltransferase 74E2-like. The record is from RefSeq and is a predicted model, not a curated record. NCBI's taxonomy places the organism in Eukaryota, Viridiplantae, Streptophyta, Magnoliopsida, Solanales, Solanaceae. Gene Ontology annotation, molecular function: quercetin 7-O-glucosyltransferase activity; quercetin 3-O-glucosyltransferase activity.
UUGAACAAAUAGACACGCAUGUACUACAUGUCAUUUUUCCUACGUGGUUUGUGCCACGUGGAACUCAUGUGUUUAUUUAUUUUUAAAGUUGGAUAAUUAAAGUGUCUGUUUGUGCAUUAUGAAAGUUGAAAGUCAAAGUUAAAAUUUGAAGUCAAAUUUAGGGUCUAAUAUAUAUAUUAUGUCAUAUAUAUAUAUACAUGCCCAGCCCUUUAUAUCUUUCAAGUCAGGUAAGAGUAGUGCAGAAAAUGGAAGAAAAAUCCAACAAAUCUCAUAUUUUAGUCCUCCCAAUCCCAGUACAAGGCCACAUAAACCCAAUGGUUCAAUUUUCCAAAAGAUUGGCAUCAAAAGGAGUUAAUAAAGUGACUGUAGUCACAAUUUACUCUAUUAGCAAAAACAUGCCAAAAGAGUCUGGUUUAAUCAAUAUUGAGUCCAUUCCUCAUGAUGACAAGUCUCCACCACAAAACAUUGACCCAAUGCUUGAAUGGUUUCAUCUUUUGGUAUCAAAAAAUUUGAGAAAAAUUGUUGAGAAAUUAUCUGAUUCUGUGUACCCUGUGAAAGUUCUUGUUUUCGAUUCGGUGGCAACUUGGGCUAUUGAUCUUGCACAUAAGUUAGGACUAAAAGGGGCUGCUUUUUUCACACAACCUUGUUGUCUUAGUGCCAUUUACUAUCAUAUGGAUCCAGAGACAACCAAAGUUUCUUUUGAUGGCUCUGAUGUAUCUUUGCCUUCACUUCCAUUGCUUACAAAGGAAGAUUUGCCUUCUAUCAUCUAUGAUACUGAUUUGUAUCCAACUCUUAGAGGACUUGUCUUUAGUCAGAACAUCAAUUUCAAGAAAGCAGAUUGGCUUUUCUUCAACACAUUUGAUGCAUUGGAAAAAGAGAUAGUCGAGUGGAUAAGGCCUCGAUACCCAAUCAAGACUGUCGGACCAACUAUUCCAUCGAUGUAUCUUGACAAGAGACUAAUGGAAGACAAAGAAUAUGGUUUGAGUCUCUUCAAGCCAAAUAGUGAAAUUUGUAUGAAGUGGCUAGAUUCAAAGGAAAUUGACUCUGUUGUAUAUGUAUCAUUUGGAAGUUUAGCCAGCCUUGAUGAACAACAAAUGGAGGAGCUAGCUUUCGGAUUGAUACUGACAAAAUGUUACUUCUUGUGGGUUGUUAGAGCUACAGAAGAGAAUAAACUCCCUGAGGAAUUCAUGUCCAAGUUAUUCGAAAAAGGACUAAUGGUGAAUUGGUGCCCUCAGCUCGAUGUAUUGGCUCAUCGAUCAGUUGGUUGUUUCUUUACUCAUUCUGGAUGGAAUUCAACCCUCGAGGCAUUGAGUUUGGGAGUGCCAAUGGUCACCAUGCCUCAAUGGUCGGAUCAACCAACUAACGCGAAAUUCAUUAGUGAUGUAUGGCAAACAGGAGUUCGCGUUAAGGUUGGAGAAAAUGGUGUAGUUAAUAGAGAUGAAAUCGCGAGUUCCAUAAGGGAAGUCAUGGAGGAAGAGAAAGGUACAAUGCUUAAAGAGAACGCAAUGAAAUGGAAAAAUUUAGCUAAAGAAGCAGUAGAUGAAGGAGGGAGCUCUGAUAAAAAUAUUGAAGAAUUUCUUUCAAACUUGUAAUGCACUAAAUUGAGUAACAUAUUCAUAAAACAUUUGCUUUACCAAUGCCUCAAAAUUUUGAAUUUAAUUAUUGUUUCAUAAUGUAUGGCGAUAAAAGGUAUGGACUUGUUAUUCAGAAUAUUGAUGUGACAUUUUAUUUAAA